Messenger RNA from Hevea brasiliensis (rubber tree), 1410 nucleotides. RefSeq names its product pyridoxal kinase. Gene Ontology annotation, cellular component: cytosol. Gene Ontology annotation, molecular function: pyridoxal kinase activity. NCBI's taxonomy places the organism in Eukaryota, Viridiplantae, Streptophyta, Magnoliopsida, Malpighiales, Euphorbiaceae. The record is from RefSeq and is a predicted model, not a curated record. The transcript is spliced from 13 exons. Gene Ontology annotation, biological process: pyridoxal 5'-phosphate salvage. The coding region runs from base 185 to 1201 and encodes 338 amino acids.
UUCAGUUUUCUCAGAUUGCGGCUCAACUCAUGCAUUGAAUUCUCCAAAUUAUCCUCUCUUUCUCCAUAAAUUUACCACUUAUAAUCGCUUAAAUCCACCAUUCUUCGCUUCCCUAUUUUGUAAUUUCGUACGAUAUAUAACCACUCGAGCAGUCGCUUACUCAAUCUUCUGUUACUCUUAUUUAAUGCUAAGGUCUUUGUCUAUUAGCCGUUCUCAGUCUUGGCUGGGAAAAAUUGAGUUUCGGAUUCACAUUUCCAGCUUGUUGAAAUCGGAAAUGGCACCUCCAAUCUUGUCGCUGGUUCUUCCUUCGGAAACUGGUCGGGUUCUCAGCAUUCAGUCUCACACAGUUCAGGGAUAUGUUGGAAAUAAAUCAGCUGUCUUUCCCCUUCAAAUACUGGGCUUUGAUGUUGAUCCAAUCAAUUCAGUACAAUUCUCAAACCAUACAGGGUACCCGUCCUUUAAAGGCCAAGUUUUGAAUGGACAACAACUAUGGGAUUUAAUAGAAGGACUUGAAGCAAAUGAUUUGCUGUAUUAUACUCAUUUGUUAACAGGUUAUAUUGGUUCAGUUUCAUUUUUGAAUGCUGUAUUGGAAGUUGUCAAUAAGCUUCGCUCCAUAAAUCCAAAACUUACAUAUGUUUGUGAUCCAGUAAUGGGCGAUGAGGGGAAACUUUAUGUUCCACCGGAGCUAGUAGCUGUAUAUCGCGAGAAGGUUGUUCCAGCGGCUUCAAUGUUGACUCCUAACCAGUUUGAAGCUGAACAGUUGACUGAGUUCAGGAUUGUGACCGAAAGAGAUGGCCGUGAAGCUUGUAACAUUCUUCAUGCCGCUGGACCUUCAAAGGUUGUAAUUACAAGCAUCAAUAUAGAUGGCAAUCUUCUACUUAUUGGCAGUCAUCAAAAGGAAAAGGGCCAAUCUGCUGAGCAAUUCAAGAUUGUGAUACCCAAAAUCCCCGCAUAUUUUACGGGAACUGGAGAUCUGAUGACUGCACUUCUGCUUGGAUGGAGUAAUAAACAUCCUGACAACCUUGACAGGGCAGCAGAACUUGCCGUAUCAAGUUUACAGGCUCUUCUGCAGAGCACGGUGAAUGACUACAGAAGAGCUGGUUAUGAUCCCCAAUCAAGUAGUUUGGAGAUCAGGUUAAUCCAAAGUCAGGAUGACAUUCGCAAUCCUCAAGUUAGAUACAAAGCUGAGCAAUAUCAAUAAAUGGGUAUAGUGUAUUAGGUUUAUCAACUGUUGAAUGUUUGCAAACUGUAGCUUUUUAUUUUUGGCUAAAAUGGUACAUUGCUCAUGUAAUUCCUGACCGAUUUGUUUGCAAACAAUUUUGCAAUUCCUUUUGCUGUUACGUUUUCUUCUCAAUCUCAUUCUAGACAGGAAUUCCUCAAAGGCCUAUAAUGUUUCAAUGUUUUUGUCAA